Molecule: messenger RNA, 654 nt
Organism: Camelina sativa (false flax)
Lineage: Eukaryota; Viridiplantae; Streptophyta; Magnoliopsida; Brassicales; Brassicaceae
Biological process (GO): regulation of gene expression
Cellular component (GO): peroxisome
Molecular function (GO): RNA nuclease activity
Source: RefSeq, a predicted model, not a curated record
UUCAAUCCGGCAAAAAAAAAAACCAUGUCUGAUAUGUUCCCCGGCGAUUACGCAACCGCUGAGACAGGCGUCUUUUGGGACAUAGAACAGUGCGAGGUCCCUGUUGGUGAACUCAAUGCUGGUGAGGUUGUGGCGAAAAUCAGUUCGAAUCUUUCGAGUUUUGGUCAUCACUUUCCUUCUGAAGGCAUUAAGCUCAAUCACUUCCCCGCAGGACACAUGUACGCGAGACAGACAAAGAUACUUGAAGACAUCGUUUCCUGGUCAGCUGAACAUCCAGAACCGUGUACUUUGAUGCUAAUCGUGGGAGACACCUCUCAUGACUUCGUCGAGGUUGUUGGACUUUUGAAAUCCAUGAAAAAUUACCAAGUUCACCUAAUUUCCCCGAGUGAUAUUGAUGAUCCUAUCGACCAAAGCGGCGGAAGCUUCUCACAAGGUGUAGAGGACAAUAAUAAUAUGCGGAAGCGGAAGAAACGUCGUCGUUGUAGAGGAAGCUCCUCCUCACUCGGUGUUGCCAAUAAGCUGAAGAAGUGGAAGAGAUGUCGUAUAAAAAAAUCGAAAUCACCUAAAGUUAAAGCGGGAGGUCUAGGAGGGAGCGAAGCUGUUGCAAAACCCAAGGGAGACAAAUGCAGUGUUAGGAAAGGUUUUGUCUCAUGA